AUGGUAGACAAGGCCUCCACCAGCAGCGCAGGCCCAGAGCUCGAGAAGGGCGGCCCACCCCCCGUCGCAUACGCGCUCGACGAGAAGCGCCGUGCAGCGCUCGCCGAGGUCGACGAUGCCAAGUUCAGUUGGUUCCAUGUGAAGGUGUCAAUGGUGGCUGGUGUCGGUUUCUUCACCGAUGCCUAUGAUAUUUUCGCAAUUAACAUCGCCGCGAUCAUGCUGGGCUACCUCUACGGAGGAAAGGGGUCGGGCGCAACUCGCGCCCUCACCUCAAACCAAUCGCUUGGUGUCAAGGUCGCGACUCCCAUCGGUAACAUUUUUGGCCAGUUUUUCUUCGGUUGGAUGGCAGACGUGGUCGGCCGUAAGCGGAUGUAUGGUAUCGAACUGAUGAUCAUCAUCGUCGCGACAUUCGGUCAGGCUGUCGCGGGUCAGGCAAAGGCCAUCAACAUCCUGGGCGUCAUCGUUGUCUGGAGAUUCAUUAUGGGGAUCGGUAUUGGAGGCGAUUACCCUCUUUCUGCCGUCAUCUCCUCCGAGUUCGCGUCCAGAAAGAGCCGUGGUCGUCUCAUGACGGCGGUCUUUGCCAACCAAGGAUGGGGCCAGCUCGCCGGUUGCAUCGUCGCAUACGUCGUCGUCGCGGCUGAGAAGCACUCCCUCCUCAGGGACAACGUUGACAGCAUGAACUCGGUCGACUACAUGUGGCGUCUCCUCAUCGGUCUCGGCUGCGUUCCCGGAGUCAUCGCGCUCUACUUCCGUCUGACGAUCCCCGAGACGCCCCGUUUCACCAUGGACGUCGAGCGCAACGUCAAGCAGGCCGCGCAGGACGUCGAGAACUUCCUCACCACUGGCAGCUACCACGUCGACCCCGACGCGGUCGUGCAGCGCGUCCAGGCGCCCAAGGCCUCGCGCCGCGACUUCUUCCGCCACUUCGGCAAGUGGGAGAACGGACGCCAGCUCCUCGGCUGCGCGUACUCGUGGUUCGCCCUUGACAUCGCGUUCUACGGCCUCGGCUUGAACAGCUCGAUCAUCCUUGAAGCGGUCGGCUUCGGCACGAUCACCACCGGCCUGAAGGGCACGGAGCUGGUGUACCAGAACCUGCGCAACAUAUGCAUCGGUAACAUCAUCCUCUCCGUCGCGGGUCUCAUCCCCGGGUACUGGGUGGCCUUCUGCUUCAUCGACACUUGGGGCCGCAAGCCGAUCCAGCUCAUGGGCUUCAUCAUGCUCACCAUCCUCUUCAUCAUCAUGGGCUUCGGAUACGACGCGCUCUCGGCGACGAAGUCGGGGAGGAACGCGUUCGUGUUCCUCUACUGUCUGGCGAACUUCUUCGAGAACUUCGGGCCGAACACGACGACGUUCAUCGUGCCCGGCGAGGCGUUCCCGACGCGCUACCGCUCGACCGCGCACGGCAUCUCCGCCGCGAGCGGCAAGCUCGGCGCGGUCAUCUCCCAGGUCGGCUUCGCGCAGAUGGCGAACAUCGGCGGGACGAACAAGUUCGUGAAGCACAUUAUCGAGAUCUUGGCGCUGUUCAUGCUGACGGGCGUGUUCUCGACGCUGCUCAUCACGGAGACGAAGCAGCAGACGCUCGAGGACAUCUCGAACGAGGACCAGGAGGGCUUCGUCACGGGCGUCGCCGCCGCAGACCCAUGA
Messenger RNA from Fomitopsis serialis, 1644 nucleotides. RefSeq names its product phosphate transporter. Bases 1 to 1644 code for a protein of 547 amino acids. Gene Ontology annotation, biological process: transmembrane transport; phosphate ion transport. Gene Ontology annotation, cellular component: membrane. The record is from RefSeq and is a predicted model, not a curated record. Gene Ontology annotation, molecular function: phosphate transmembrane transporter activity. NCBI's taxonomy places the organism in Eukaryota, Fungi, Basidiomycota, Agaricomycetes, Polyporales, Fomitopsidaceae. The transcript is spliced from 9 exons.